GCGACUGGAUUCUUCACUAGCCAUGUGAAUGUUGUUGCUGUCUUGGUAAGAGCAGGCAGUUGGUUUUCAGUGACAGAUUUGCUCUUUUGAGCGUUUUUGCUUUGUUUAAGGGUGCCGUUCAGUGUUUUGAAAAACUGUGACUUCUUGUACAACGUCGUUUUAGAACAUUUGCGGAGGGAACUAGCAGCAUAUCAGCAGAGAUUCUAUCCAAUCUCUCUGAUAUUAGCAUGUUCGUUGACAUAAUGCAAUGGCGUUGGUAGGCAGCAGUUAACAUACUGUUCGUGGCUUUACCUUAUAUUUUGAAACCGUAUGUAUCCUGUUAUCAGAAGAAAAUAGCUUAGACCAUACAAUUGCCAGUAUGUCAGCCUGCAAACGACUGCUGUCAGUGUUGCGACAUAGGGGAACGUCCUCAGUGAUCAGAAAAGUCACAACUUGGUCACCUGUCGGAGCUGCAUUCAAUGCCAAACAACAGAGAAGACUCGAACUGUUUGAGAAGAAUGUGGGUCUGUUUGGUGUACCUGAGCUGAGUUCUCCGGAUGGGUUCGCGGUGGUACAGGACCGUGCUCUGCGGGAGACAGAGCAGCUGGUGGAGAAAGCGUGCCGUAGCCCACCGGGAGCCAUCACCGUCAAGACCUUUGACCAGCUCUCCGACACACUGUGCAGGGUGGCAGAUUUGGCUGACUUUGUGAAAGUAGCUCACCCAGACCCAGCCUAUCGUGAGGCAGCUGAGAGGACUUGCAUUAAUAUUGGCACCAUGGUGGAGAAACUCAACACCAAUGUUGAACUCUGUAAUAGCCUAAAGAAUCUGCUUGACAGCAAAGACAUUAUGAACAGCUUGGACCCAGAAACAAGGAGAGUCGCUGAGCUUUUCAUGUUUGACUUCGAAAUCAGUGGCAUUCAUCUCAAUCAAAAAAAGCGCAAAGAGGCGGUGAACCUGAAUGUGAAGCUGCUGGACCUCAACAACGAGUUCCUGGUGGGCUCGCACACGCCCAAUAAGAUCGAGCGGCAGGCGCUUCCCGUCCACAUCCACCACCACUUCUCCAAGGACAGCCGCUACAUCCACGUCGGGGGCUUUCACGCAGAUGCCUCGGAUGACCUGGUGCGAGAGGUGGCGUAUAAGGUCUUCCUGUACCCCAACGCCCAGCUGAUGGGCACCCUGGACGAGCUGCUGGUGUGCAGGAACCAGCUGGCCAAGCUGGUGGGCUAUGACUCGUACGCACACAGGACCCUCAAGGGCACCAUGGCCAAGACCCCAGAAAAUGUCAUGAACUUUCUUCAGCUCCUCACAGACAAGCUCUCCGACAGGACAGCACAAGACUUCACCAUGAUGAGUGACAUGAAGGCCAAGCUCAACCCUAAAAAUGCAGACCUGAUGCCGUGGGACCACCCGUACUUCAGCGGGGUACUCCGGGCUGAACGGUUCAACAUUGAGCCCAGCCUGUACAGCCCGUUCUUCUCGCUGGGCGCGUGCAUGGAGGGCCUCAACAGCCUCUUCACGGAGCUGUACGGGGUCUCCCUCAUGGCCGAGCACCCCAACGCAGGGGAGGUCUGGAACGACGACGUCCGCAAACUGGCUGUUGUACAUGAGACAGAGGGGCUGCUGGGAUACAUCUACUGUGACUUCUUCCAAAGGCCUGAUAAACCUCAUCAGGACUGCCACUUCACCAUCCGUGGUGGCCGUCAGCUGGAGGAUGGCCAGUACCAGCUGCCGGUGGUGGUGUUGAUGUUGAGCCUGUCCCAGCCCAGUCGCAGCGCCCCUGCCCUCCUCACGCCCGGCAUGCUGGAGAACCUCUUCCACGAGAUGGGCCACGCCAUGCACUCCAUGCUCGGCCGCACGCGCUACCAACACGUCACCGGAACGAGAUGUGCCACUGACUUUGCGGAAGUGCCGUCUAUUCUGAUGGAGUAUUUCGCCACAGACUACAGAGUGGUCAACCAGUUUGCUCGCCACUACCAGACAGGACAGCCCCUUCCCAAGAGCAUGGUGACGCGCCUCUGUGAGUCCAAGAAGGUGUGUGGGGCAGCAGACACCCAGCUGCAGGUGUUCUAUGCGGCCUUGGAUCAGGUCUACCACGGAACCCCACAGAACCGAUCCACCACGGACAUCCUGAGAGAGCUGCAGCAGAAGUUCUAUGGCCUUCCAUACAUUUCCAACACGGCCUGGCAGCUGCGAUUCAGCCACCUGAUUGGCUACGGGGCCAAGUACUACUCCUACCUGAUGUCCCGGGCGGUGGCCUCCAUGGUGUGGAAGCAGUGCUUCCUCAGGGACCCUCUGAACAGGGAGAUGGGGGAGCGCUACCGGAGAGAGAUGCUAGCACACGGCGGGAGCAAGGAGCCCAUGCUGAUGGUGGAAGGUAUGCUUCAGAAGAGCCCCUCUAUUGAGGAGUUUGUGGACGCGCUGGUGUCGGACCUCAACCCCGACUUCGAGACCUUCAUCCUGGACUCUGAGAGCUGAGUGGAAGGAGGGAGGACCAGGUGUGUGUGUGUGUGUGUGUUGUUAAAUUUGUUGCUAAUUGGAUGGAAUUCAUCAGAUGAACCUGAAAAAAACUCCACACACAGACACACACACACACACGGACCAGGAGUGUGUGUGAGUGGGUGUGUUGUUAUAUUUGUUUGUAAUUGGAAUCCAUCAGAUAAACCUGAAAAAAGCUCUACACACAACAGACACGUGCAAAUACACACAAACACACACAUACACACACGUACACCAGUUUACCUGAACAUGGUGCUAAACUCGCUGACACAGUGCAGUCAGAAAGAAUACAGGGGUAUAGAAUCUUACCAUCUCUGCUGCAGUCCAGUCUGCAUUCUUGUAGUGCACAACUGCACAAUCAAACUUUUUUCUGAUAACUGCAUUUCUGAUGUUGCAUCCUACAAUGUCAGUUACAAUUAAGUGGCCGAAUCCCACACAACAUACCUUUCUAUUGGUUGUGCACUUUCACACAUUCACAGGCAUAGGUGGUGCCUAUUCUACUGUCUGUGUUAAAACAAUACCGCACCAUUUCUUGAAAUCAGCUAAUUUUGUACCUCCCCUUGAGUUAAAUUAUGUGCACUGCUAGACUCAGAGAACAGCCGAAAGUAUACAGUAGAAAAGUGAAACUCAAUUAUUUAAUCCAAGAAGAGGUUUAAAAUCCAGAAUUGGUGCAGUAGUGCUUUAACUUCAUAGUCACGGAUUCUACUCUAUGAACAAUUCCACAAAGCACUUUAUCAGUAGUGAAUGACAGUAGAGGAUAAUAUUCUUGUCAGCCAUCCGGACCGCUUUACCAGUUUGAAAGACAUCACUUCUCAUUUGUUUUAUUCUUUUGUUGCUGUUUUUUUAUUCUUUGUGUCAAUUUUAUUUUAUCGUCAAUGGAGUGACAAACUCUUGUUUUGAUAUAUCUAUGUAUUUUACUAGAAAAGUGAAUGUUUAAAUUUCAAAUAAAUGGAUAAUAAAAAAUGAA
Molecule: messenger RNA, 3443 nt
Organism: Engraulis encrasicolus (European anchovy)
Lineage: Eukaryota; Metazoa; Chordata; Actinopteri; Clupeiformes; Engraulidae
Product: mitochondrial intermediate peptidase-like
Exons: 19
Coding region: 359-2455 (698 amino acids)
Biological process (GO): peptide metabolic process
Cellular component (GO): mitochondrion
Molecular function (GO): metalloendopeptidase activity
Source: RefSeq, a predicted model, not a curated record